GCCGCCAUGGAGCUGGAGCCGCCCGCGGAGCUCCCGGAGCCCCGCGCCGCCAGCAAGGGGCCGCCGCACAGCGCUUCAGAUGUGGAGCAGAUGAGUUCCUCCUCUCCUGUCCUCCCUAUGAACUCCAUGGGCAAUGAGCGGGUGGAUCAGCGAACCUGCCUGAUCUGCGGGGACAGGGCCACGGGGCUGCACUAUGGCAUCAUCUCCUGCGAGGGCUGCAAGGGCUUCUUCAAGAGGAGCAUCUGCAACAAGCGCGUGUACCGCUGCAGCCGCGACAAGAACUGCGUCAUGUCCCGCAAGCAGCGCAACCGCUGCCAGUACUGCCGGCUGCUCAAGUGCCUGCAGAUGGGCAUGAACCGCAAAGCAAUCAGGGAGGAUGGCAUGCCAGGAGGCAGAAACAAAAGCAUCGGACCUGUCCAGAUAUCAGAGGAAGAGAUUGAGAGAAUUAUGUCUGGGCAAGAAUUUGAGGGAGAGGCAAACAUGUCAUGGAGCAACAACGGAGACAGUGACCACAGUUCCCCUGGAAAUGGAGUUUCUGAGAGCAACCAGCCUUCACCUGUUUCUACUCCAUCUUCAAGUAGGUCAGUGGAGCUGAACGGGUUCGCUGCACUCAGGGAUCAGUACCUGGGCACGCCGGUGUCCACGCACUACCAGUACCUGCCGCACCUUUUUAGCUACUCGGCGCACUCGGCGCUGCUGGCGCCGCAGCCGCGCAGCCUGGAGCCGCAGUCGCACAGCCUCAUCAGCCAGCUGCUGUGUGCCGAGGACCUGGAGCCCCUCGGCACCCCCAUGCUCAUCGAGGACGGGUAUAAAGUGACUCAGGCAGAGCUGUUUGCGUUGCUGUGUCGUCUGGCGGAUGAGUUGCUUUUCAGGCAGAUUGCUUGGAUCAAGAAGCUGCCGUUCUUCUGUGAGCUCUCCAUCAAGGACUAUACCUGCCUGCUCAGCUCCACGUGGCAGGAGCUGAUCCUGCUCUCCUCGCUGACUGUUUACAGCAAGCAGAUCUUUGGUGACCUUGCAGAUGUCACCUCCAAGUACUCUCCCUCUGACGACGAGCUGCACAGGUUCAGUGAAGAGGGGAUGGAGGUGAUGGAGCGGUUGAUCUACCUCUUUCGCAAAUUCAACCAGCUGAAGGUCAGCAACGAGGAGUACGCGUGCAUGAAAGCCAUCAACUUCCUGAACCAAGAUAUCAGGGGUCUGACCAACGCCUCGCAGCUGGAGCAGCUGAACAAGCGGUACUGGUACGUGUGCCAGGACUUCACCGAGUACAAAUACCCCCACCAGCCAAACCGCUUCCCGGACUUAAUGAUGUGUUUGCCAGAGAUUCGGUAUAUUGCAGGAAAAAUGGUGAAUGUCCCUCUGGAGCAGCUGCCUCUCCUGUUUAAGGCCGUUCUACAUUCCUGCAAGACGAGUGUGAGCAAGGAGUGAGCGCGGCUGGCCCGGCCGGUGCCUUAGCUGAGCCUCGGGCCGGGAGAGGGGCAAACCAGGCAGGAGACAGGGCAGGGGCCUCCCUGCCCUUGUAGCAAGAAUCUUUUUUUGUUUGUUUUUUUUGUUUGUUUGUUUUUUUACUCUUUUUCCUAUAUAUUUAUUUCACGACAGAGUUGAAUGUAUGAUCUUCAACACGAUGCACAUGGUUCUGUAAGAAUGCAGCAGAUGCAUUCUCCAGCGGUUUACAGAAUGUGAAGAUGUUUAAUGUUACAGUGUUUGUUAGGGUUAGUUCUUUUGUAUUUGGGGCUGGGGACUGAGAUGACUAAGACUACCUCAAGGAGAAGAUGCUGUUCACGCACUGCUCUUUCCAUGAUUUGCAUCCAAAACAUUUGCCAUAGAGGGCAAAUGUUGACAGAGCUGUUAUAUCCCAAAGGGACGACUUUGGAGAAGUGGGUGCUAGAGAAGUGCCAAGCUUUUUCUUUAAUUUUAAAAAGGCAGGGAGUGGAGAAGGAGAAGUCUGUCUAGGCAGUUGUUUCUUUUCCCCUGGCAGUUUCCAGAUGCAGGUUUCCAGUGGGAUGGCAGUGCUCUGAGGGGCUCCCUGGCCCUGUCCUGUCUGGGAGCUGCAGGUGGGGUCUGCCCCAGCCCCUCCUGGCCAGCUGCCCUCUUACUGCUGCCACAGCACCUGCCAGUUCCUCUGAAAUGGUGUUCCUGCAGUUCAUAACAGGCUCCUGGCAUUACACAAAGGUGCUGCUGUUGCUAGAGAACAGCAAGGACUUUAUCAUCACUUCCUUAAAAUCCAUUUUAGGUUUACAAAAGCAGGAAAAACCUACUUAGAGAAGAGGCAGAGUUGCCCCUGUUAAUGUGUUCCUCCAACAUGGUACCUGACUCCAGAGGCUUCUGCAUUGCAGCAAUCCCUGUUUUGGAAGCAGUUAAUAUAUCCUGUGUUAAAUGGGGCCUGUGUAGUGGGGUGAGGGACUCCAGUGUCCUCUGGUGUGGCUUUCUCUGCUGGACUCAGGGAGUGGGUGUUCCAUAGUUACAUCCUGCCAGGACUGCCUUGUUCCUUGUGGAAUCCCAGGAGAAAAGACAUUACUGCUGUACUUGGUUACCUGCUGUGUUCUAGGUGUUGCAAGGCUUGGAUGUUCCAUCUCACAGGCUCUCCUCAAUUCCAGAUGGAGAACUGGUUUAAUGACAGCUGAUGAGCUGGUUGAGUGAUUGCUGAGUGCUGGUGUUUAGCUAAACUUGGGCAUUCUCAUGAAUGACCUGAUGGUUUCCUGCUCAUGAUGGGGAGGUUGGAUGAGAUGCUCUUGAUCUCAUCUCCUCCAUUAGGAAUUAAUAUUCAAAGACUCCUCCUAGACAGCCUUGGCUGUAUUUCCUUCCCUUCCUCCUUAGAUGUAAACCUGGCAUUCACUUAGCAAGGUGAUAAGUGUUUGAAUGCUAAUUUAAAAAUACUUGUGGAAACAACUUUUGUUCCUUCAGGGUAGGAGGGACGAGUCACCACCUUUGGUGACAGCUGCGUGGCAGCAGCUGCUGUGCAUGAAUGUGAUGUGAGCAGGAGAGAAAUCCCAUUCACCAAAGUCGUCCUUCCCUCCCUCCGUGGCCCAGGGGGUGUCCCCUGGGGCUGUGUCCUGCUGGUGGCUGCGGUCACACCGCGGGCAUCCCACCUGGGCAUCUCCCAGCUCAACGGUUUCCCUCUUCUCAGAGUCCAUAGCUGUUCAUUUUUCAUUAUUUAAGCAGGAUGUUACGGGUAACAGCUGCUGGGCACAGCAGCAGCUCAGCUCGGUGGAGCCUCGCACCCAGAGGUGGUUCCAUAAAUCUCAUUUAUUUCUGCCAGUACUGUGAGACACGUGUGUAUUCUCAGGAAAGCCUUCUGCAUACAGCCCAUACCUCACGUGUUCAGGGGAAGAUUUUAGUGUAUCUGUUUGUAAGUUAGAAUGUAUUUCUCAGCUUUUAAGUUUAAUUUCCAAAUAGCUUGAUCUUUUUAUUACGGGUUAUUUCUGGAUUGCUGUUUUAUACACUCAAGGAAUUGUUAAAAUUGCUAGGAGUAAUUUUAUUCUACAGUUACUGAAUUAUUAUAAUCUGUUGAUGAAUAAGUGUUUUAAUUAGUGUACAUAAAAGCAGUCAUCUUGUUGCCAGCUAUCCAACAAAAAUAAUCUAUUGGGUAAUCUGUGCUUUUCAAAAAUAGCCUCCCAAAACUAAUGCUGUACCAACAACAACCAAAAACCUAAAUUCUGUUGUGAUGACAAACAGACAUGAAUGUUCCACUUUCUGUUGUAGAAAGCAAAUUUUACAAAGGUUGAUUGGCAGCAGUAUCCGUUCCCAAAUACACAUUUGCCAUAGGGAGUGGAAAAUCCUUCCUGAACUGACAGGUAAGGAAGCAGCAAACAGACCAGACGGAAUCACUGGACAGUCAUUCCUGAUAUCUUCUGCACCAAGUCCUCUAAUGACUUGUAUUUUUUAAACAGGGUAAUGUGAAUGUGUUGCAUUGCAAACUCAGGUAUUAUGAGAAGGUAGGAAUGUAGCUAGAGACAUAGAGACGUUAGGUAGAUGUAUUUGUGAAUUUGGUUUGAAGGACACUCUGGAAAGGUUGGAAUUUUUGUUCCAUUCUUCACGUAACAUUCAGUUUACAGGGACUCAUAUUUUAUUUGUGCUUAAUGCUACUAGGGGGAAGUUCAUUAUCUUUGGUAUCUAUCUGCUCUUGCUUAUUUGACCUUCUGUCAUAGAGAAAUCUAUCAACAAUAAUAGUCUUUGGUAGAAUUUUCUGCCAUGACAAGUCAAUUUUUAUCCCCGAUUUGAAAGAUAGAUUGGCUGGCUGACCCCCUCUUCUCCUUCAGAGUGUCUGUGCAGAUGGAAAGCUGAAGAGUUACUUUUAAUCUGAACAGAGAUUUGGGACAUAAAUUUGAGGUGCUCAGGCUCACGUGCUCGGGGGAGGCUGGAAGGGGUCCCCGCUCACAGGGCUCGGUCCCAGGACAAUGCCAGACCCUGAGGCCUCAACAAAACCUUUGGGAAGUGAGUUUUCUUCCCCUUCAGCUCAGGCUCCUGCCAAGAGGGCUGAGCCUUGACCCCUCAGUGUGAGUCAGUUGCCAGUCCCUGUUGUCACCAUGGGCAGGGGAUGAGCAGCUGGACCUGGCACUCCCCACACUGCCCUAAGGGAGCUUCUGGAUAAUUCUGUAAUUCUUAAAUCCAGAGAUUUAAUUGUUAAACCUUUUGCCAUCUCCCAUCACACGCAGGCCAAAGGGGGAUCAUGGCCAGUGGUCAGUGACCAGUGGUCAGUGGCAUUGCCAGCUGCAGGGCACCUGCACAGGGGAGCUGCCACCCUUGUACCACCCAUUUUACCAGUGCUGGGGAGUUGCUUUGAGGGAGCCCAUGAGAGUGAGGGGUCCCAGGGGUGCUAGCAGGGCUCUCCCUUGCUGGUGGGGGCCUUGGUGGCUCUGUCCCCACCCAUGCAAAGGCUCAAGUGCCUCUGCUGCCAUCCCUCCCUGUGCCAGCAGGAUCUGUCCUUGCUCCUCAGGCUUCUGCACAGACCCACAACCACUUCAAGUAAAGGAGUUUAAGUCUUGUCCUUCAAACCAACUUUAAAAAAAACAAAAAAACCCACUUGAAUUUCUUUUAUCUUUACUGCAUUUUUUAAAAGGAAAAAAAAGAAAAAAAAAAGAUUCUCCUGUGAAUGUGCUAUUUCCCAUUCAUUCUUUCUUCCUUCUUGGUUUUGAUUUGAAGCUAUGAAGCUCGGUGUCUGUGAAAAUGUUGUUAUUUCUCAGGAUAAUAAGCGGCAAUCAUCCCUGCCACGUGAAAGGCAGGAGAAAGGGGGAAACUUGGGGAACUAGUUAAAGUAUGAAACUAAUUUUUAAGUUGUAGAUGAUGUGUAAAUGGAGGGGAGUGCAUAGCUAUCAGUAUCAAGCUGUGGUGUUUCUCUGGGUUCACGGUGCGUUGUUUCAAUGCACAGAAGCUCAGGGAUAAGUAUUUAAAAUGUGACCCAGAGAAACCCUGGUUUUGAUGUUGCAACGGUUGCUUCUUUCCUGAUUUGCCUGGAGGACCCACAGUGAGCUGACCAAAGCCCCAUGCAUACAGGGAUUUUGGGGGAAAAGCUUUGGGUUUGGCUGUGGGAGUUUGCCUGCCUGUGUGCAGAGCAUCCCAAAGGUGCACGGGGCUGUACGAGGCUGUGCCCUUGCACCACCCAGCAGCUGGGGACCAGCUCUGUCUGUGGGCUCAAUUUCUGCCCCUAUUACCUCAUCCCUCUGCCUUUGGUCUGACUGUUCAUGGAAAAGGGGAACAGGAAUUUCUCACUGUGUCCCUGGCAGCCAGUCGCAGCGCUCUGUACUCUGUUCCUUAUGAAUUCUUGAUUUUCAUCAGUACAACUUUCUCACUGUGGUUGUAGGCACAGUCAGACAGUUUGAGAAGGGCACUGCUGUGUGACUCUGGUUGGGUUACAGCUGCUAUGAGUGUCCAAACAGCCCUGUCCAGCCAUAGACACGGCCAACACUGGGGCAGCAAAAGUUUGAAGGGCUGAAACCCCCUGCCACCACCCUCAGCCAGGAUCUGCAAACCUGAGUUUAAAUCAGCCUCGCAAAAAACUGGGAAGACCAAUCCAGGCAGUGUCUUUCCCUUGGAAAAAAAAAUAAUUUAAAAUAGCUCCUGUGAGCUGCCCUCUGACAAGUCUGUGAAAGAAGCAACAUGGUUCAGUGGAAGAAAUGCCCCCAAGGGCAAAAAGAAACAGAAAUUGAGACCAGAUGACGAUCAACCUUAACAAAGCCUUUUGUGAUUCAUUGUUUUCUUUCAAUUUAUAAAAUGUCUUGUAAUAGUUGAUAACAUUAUUGACUCAAUUUCCAUAACUAAACUACCUCGUGUGACAUCCUGUUUAUCAUCUCAAAGGGAUUGUGUGAAAAACUAAACACUGCCAGUGUCUGUUGCCAGCGAGGAACAGGGGCUGUGAUUGCUGGAGUUGUUUCCCUUCCCUGGGCUGGGGCUUUGCUCCUGUCACUGCUGUGUGUCCCGUGCUGAGGCUGAGCUCCUCUGUCCCUCCCUGGGGAGGAUGUGGCUCAUGGCAGUUUGGGUUUUGUCGGUGCCCAUCAGGCCUAAUUCCAGCUCAGUCCAGGUGCAGAGGCUGCAUUUGUAACCUGGGAUCUCACAGGACCUCACAGCUCCUCGUGUGCCCACCCUGGGUCAGGUUUGUGUCAGCCCCUUGCUGGUUUGAGGGACGUUUCCAAGAGGCUCAGUCCCAGUUGUUGGCUCCUUCUUGGUGAUGUUCCCGGUGAUGGUUUCUCUGUUCAUUUUUCUCACAAUCCCUUGUGUAAAUCAGGGAAGCAGGAUGUUGCCUCGGCAUGGCACACAGUGAACAUUGGCACACUCAGAGCCAGGGCUGGGGCAGGAGGGUGUGCCUGGCCCCGUGUCACCCGCAGGGCCACGGGCACCGGGAGCUGUCCCCUCACCGCGCCACGACCAAAUGAAUGUUUCUGCUGGCAGCUCCCUGCCAGCCCGGCCUGCCCCUGCCCCUGCUCUGCUCUGGGACUUGACUACCUGUGGAAAUGUGACCAAUAAGUGUUGAAUGCAUGUUUAGUGAGUGUUUAGCUGUAUGAACUAAUAAAUGUGAAAUGUUCUGCA
This is a messenger RNA of Catharus ustulatus (Swainson's thrush), 7020 nucleotides long. RefSeq names its product nuclear receptor subfamily 6 group A member 1 (gene NR6A1). The record is from RefSeq and is a predicted model, not a curated record. Gene Ontology annotation, biological process: regulation of DNA-templated transcription. The coding region runs from base 7 to 1425 and encodes 472 amino acids. Gene Ontology annotation, molecular function: DNA-binding transcription factor activity; sequence-specific DNA binding; zinc ion binding. Lineage: Eukaryota; Metazoa; Chordata; Aves; Passeriformes; Turdidae. The transcript has 10 exons.